This is a messenger RNA of Anopheles maculipalpis, 2044 nucleotides long. RefSeq names its product xenotropic and polytropic retrovirus receptor 1. The transcript has 6 exons. Gene Ontology annotation, cellular component: plasma membrane; cytoplasm; Golgi apparatus. Gene Ontology annotation, biological process: phosphate ion transport; cellular response to phosphate starvation. Bases 8 to 2035 code for a protein of 675 amino acids. Lineage: Eukaryota; Metazoa; Arthropoda; Insecta; Diptera; Culicidae. Gene Ontology annotation, molecular function: inositol hexakisphosphate binding. The record is from RefSeq and is a predicted model, not a curated record.
GAUCAGGAUGAAGUUUGCAGAACACUUGUCCGCGCACAUUACUCCGGAAUGGCGCAAGCAGUACAUCAACUACGAGGAGAUGAAGGCGAUGCUUUACACCGCCAACGAGGAAGCUCCGGCCCUCGACAGUGUGGAAGAAGAUGUGCGAAAGCGCCAUUUUGCAAACUUUGAUGAAAAUUUUUACCACUAUUGCGACCAGGAGCUGAAAAAGAUUAACACCUUCUACUCGGAAAAGUUAGCCGAGGCGACGCGUAAAUAUGCCGGCCUUAUCACCCAGCUGCGGACCACACUGGAAAGCCAGCAGAAAAGCAAGAGCAAGGGCCACAGCCAUAAGCCCAUCAAUCUACCCUACCGGAAAGCGCAGGAGUUGAAGCUCGCGUUCAGCGAGUUUUAUCUCAGCCUAAUCCUGCUCCAGAACUAUCAGAACCUCAAUCACACCGGGUUUCGCAAGAUACUGAAGAAGCAUGAUAAAAUUUUAGCCUCGGACAAUGGCGCCCGGUACCAGAAGGAGCACGUGGAGAUGAGCCAUUUUUUCAUCAACAAAGACAUCGACAAGCUGAUCAAUGACACGGAAACGACCGUCACGACCCAGCUCGAGGGUGGCGAUCGGCAGCGGGCUAUGAAGCGGCUGCGCGUACCACCGCUAGGCGAACAGCAGAGCCCGUGGACCACGUUCAAGGUGGGGCUGUUUAGUGGCAGCUUCGUCGUGCUGUUCGUUGCGGUAAUCCUGUCGGCCGUCUUCCAUGACAGUGCAACGGGCGAGAAUCUCAAGAUUGCGUUCCGGCUUUACCGGGGUCCGUUGCUGCUGAUCGAGUUCAUCUUUCUGAUCGGCGUCAACAUUUACGGGUGGCGUUCGUCCGGCGUGAACCACGUGCUAAUCUUCGAGCUUGACCCACGCAACCAUCUGUCCGAGCAGCAUCUGAUGGAGAUGGCGGCCAUCUUCGGGGUGGUAUGGACGCUCAGUCUGCUGAGCUUCCUGUACAGCGCGAGCCUGAGCAUACCGCCGUACAUUAAUCCGCUGCUAAUGACCGUUAUUAUGAUUGCAUUUCUAAUCAACCCGCUGCGUGUGUUUCGUUACGAGGCACGGUUUUGGCUGCUGAAAACGAUCGGCCGCAUGGUGGCGGCACCGUUCUUUCACGUCGGAUUUGCCGAUUUCUGGCUGGCGGAUCAGCUCAACAGUCUCGUUACGGCACUGCUGGACUUUCAGUUUUUAACCUGUUUUUACGCUACCAAUGGGAAUUGGUUGGAAGCGGGCAAUACGCGUCAAUGUAUGGAGGAAAGCUAUAUUAUCCGUCCGCUGGUGAAUUGCUUGCCUGCAUGGUUUCGUUUCGCUCAGUGUCUGCGCCGUUAUCGGGAUUCCCGUGAGGCGUUCCCGCAUUUGGUAAACGCCGGCAAGUAUGCAACAACCUUCUGCGUUGUCAUCUUUGCCACGUUACGGUCCGCGUAUUCUUACAAAUAUGAAGACUCCUCGGAUAACGUUUUCCUCUGGUUGUGGUUGUUUAGCUCCGUUGUAUCGUCCUGCUACGCUUAUACGUGGGACAUCAAAAUGGAUUGGGGAUUGUUCGAUAAAAAUGCCGGAGAAAAUACUUUCCUUCGAGAGGAGAUAGUUUAUUCUAUGCCAUUUUUCUAUUAUUUUGCAAUCAUCGAAGAUUUGGUACUGCGAUUCGUUUGGAUCUUAUCGUACGCACUGAUCGAAAAUAAAUUUAUCAGUGGCGAUCUAAUGACCUCGAUCGUCGCACCGCUGGAAGUGUUUCGUCGCUUCGUGUGGAACUUUUUCCGUCUGGAAAACGAACAUCUCAACAAUUGUGGUAAGUUCCGUGCCGUACGGGACAUUUCGAUCGCUCCGAUCGAUUCGAACGAUCAAGUAAUCAUACUGAAGAUGAUGGAUGAGGAGGAUGGUGUUAUUAAUCGAUACACCAAGCAUAAUCGACCAAAGCCAAAAAAGACGAAAGAAGAUCGUAGACCCUUGUUACCAGCAUUUAAGGGAACGCAUGAAGCCACACCGCCCGACGCAACGAGCACCAAGCAUGUCUGAGUGUUCCUC